GUGAAAUCUUCAUUGACGAUUCUCUCUAUUUCUUCCUCUUCCGUUAUUCCUAUUGAAAUAAUCGAUAUUUCACGAGGAUUUACUUCGUAUUUUAGGAAAACAACGACAAUAGGGAGGAAGAAAUGGCCGCAAAACCAAGGCCACAGAAUCCAGGUUCCUGGCCGCCACCGAUACCAACGCAUCCACCUGAUCAUACCAUACCACCGCUACCCACUCAUCCACCGUAUCUAGAAUUACCAACGUUCUCAACGAUAAAACCAGUUUCCACAUCGAAAAAACCUGAUAUUGCGACGACCUGGCCAACGAAGAAACCUGCCUGGUGGCCAAAUGUACCAACUGUAUCAACGACCAGUGAAAAACCCUCAGGAACUAUUUCGAGCAUUGAUAUGUCUCAAUGCGGUGCAAAGAACGGUAUUCAGGACCAGGAAAGAAUCGUAGGCGGUCAGAAUGCUGACCCUGGCGAGUGGCCUUGGAUCGCGGCACUCUUCAACGGUGGCCGACAAUUCUGUGGUGGUUCACUCAUCGACAAUAAACACAUUCUCACUGCAGCUCAUUGUGUUGCCAACAUGAAUUCCUGGGAUGUGGCAAGAUUAACGGUCCGUCUUGGAGAUUACAAUAUCAAAACUAACACGGAGAUCCGACAUAUCGAACGACGAGUGAAACGAGUAGUCAGACAUAGAGGCUUUAAUGCACGUACUCUGUAUAACGAUAUUGCACUACUCACACUCAAUGAACCCGUUUCAUUCACGGAACAAAUACGACCCAUCUGUCUGCCGAGUGGUUCACAGUUGUAUCCUGGAAAAAUUGCUACAGUCAUUGGUUGGGGUUCCUUGAGAGAAAGUGGACCACAACCAGCAAUACUUCAAGAAGUUUCCAUACCUAUUUGGACAAAUAGUGAAUGCAAAUUAAAAUACGGUGCCGCAGCACCUGGUGGUAUUGUAGACAGUUUCUUGUGUGCGGGACGAGCUGCGAAAGAUUCUUGCUCGGGUGAUAGUGGUGGUCCUUUAAUGGUCAACGAUGGUCGUUGGACACAAGUUGGUAUUGUCAGUUGGGGUAUUGGAUGUGGUAAAGGUCAAUAUCCUGGCGUUUAUACUAGAGUAACGCAUUUCCUGCCUUGGAUUUAUAAAAAUGUGAAAUAAAACUCAGAUUAGUUUUAUUCAGUUUUUUACCAUUGUCAUCCUCGCAUCAUCAAAGCCGACAUAAUAAUAUAUAAUAUAAUUAAGAAUCAUUGACUAAAAAUUUAUAUAUAAAUAAAAAUGAAAAUUUUUAUUCCUAUAAUUUAUUCUUAUGCAAUUUGUUUUAUGAACUGUUAUCAUUAGCAAAAUAAAUAGCAAAACAACAUGUUUAUCUAGGAACAAGUGAUGACACAAAAAUUUUAA
This is a messenger RNA of Apis laboriosa (Himalayan honeybee), 1379 nucleotides long. Its product is annotated as venom protease. Gene Ontology annotation, molecular function: serine-type endopeptidase activity. The record is from RefSeq and is a predicted model, not a curated record. Bases 123 to 1139 code for a protein of 338 amino acids. Gene Ontology annotation, biological process: proteolysis. NCBI's taxonomy places the organism in Eukaryota, Metazoa, Arthropoda, Insecta, Hymenoptera, Apidae. The transcript has 4 exons.